AUGGUUAAGUUAAUUAACAUACAAUCGGAUACUUAAUAUAAUAGACAUGAAUUAUUCACUCAAUAAAGUGUAAAAAUUAUAGUAUUAAUUUUAAUUUGUUAUAAAUAAAUAUAUUGUUAUGAAAACUCAAAAAACGGAACUUGUUCUUAUUUUGCUAUUGUGCACUAUAAAUUGUGUAAAUAUUAGUAAACAGGAUGGCGUAGAAGAACUGAAAACAAGAAAACAAGUUGGGGUAAGAUUGCAUGGAAUCUAAGUUAAUUAGCUUUUUCUGGUGACUCUGCUUUGUAAGAGCUAGCAGAUGUUUUGACAUCAGUGACAGAGUAGGUUAAAGAUUUGAAGCAUGAUCACGAAUUCGCUAGUGAUAAAGCAAUCAAUGUUUAUAUUAGCAAGAAUGAGAAGUUAGAUUUCGGCAUAGAUGAGACAGUUACUUUUAUUGCUAGGAACACAGAUUAUUUAGACUCAUAGAUGCAUGAUUACAUCGUGAAUAUAAAUAAGAGAUUAGAGAAUCUAGAUUAAAAUGUGAAUGAAAAUAGAAAAUAAUUAGAAUAUCUAACAUUCACUAGAUAAAAGCAAAAUGAUAAAUUCUUAGAUACUUUGUCACAAUACGAGCAUAUGGUUGCACAAGUUGAUAUGUGCAUUGCCUUACUCUAAGGGAUAUUUGCCAAUGAGCAAUUUAUCUAGGUCGAUAGAGUCAAGAUAAUUACAAGAAAGAUUUUCGCAGCUACAAUGUUAAUUGGAGGAAUUGAAAUGAAAGAGUUAUUAGAGACAACUGAAUCUGCCAAUUAUACAGACACAAGAGUUCAAAAAUAUAUUCUAGAGGCUUUCAAUAAUCUGAGAAAGCAAUUUGUUGAUCACAAGAAUUCAGAUAUUGCAUAUGAUGCUGAAUAAUAAAAAUAAUAUGAAGAUUAAAAGCAUCAAUUAGAUGGAGAACUUUUGAUUUUCAAAAAAGACAUUGCAGAAUUGAUAUACAAUCUAUCAGUUGCGGAAGAGAAAAUAAGAUAAAUUAAAGAUGAUAUUGAAUCAAAUAAAUAAGAUCAAGAGUUUUACAAGAAGGAGAAAGAGUUCAUUAUUAACGGUAAUCAAAUUGAGGAAAAAUGGAAGGCUAAAAUAAUUUAGGAAUAUAACAAUUAAUUGUUAUCAAUAGAGAAAGCAAUGAAUCUAAUAAGUUAACCAGACUUUUGGGCAAGGAACGAUUAGAUCAAGUUAAAUAAUUGAAAAUUGAUAUAGAUAUUAAACAUAAUCAUUCAUUUUUUCA
Molecule: messenger RNA, 1255 nt
Organism: Paramecium tetraurelia
Lineage: Eukaryota; Ciliophora; Oligohymenophorea; Peniculida; Parameciidae
Exons: 5
Source: RefSeq, a predicted model, not a curated record